UUCAUUCUGGAAAUCUGUCAACGACCACACCACUCGACACGACUCACACCAUCCAACCCCUCCACCCCUAGUCGGCCGUUUCGCGCAGGGUAUCCCACCACCAGGGGACAGACUCUCAGCAACCCGACACUUUCUUCAAUCCUUUGCUUUGCUAUCGCCAGAAACAGCGAUAGUGACGGCAACAGCGACAGCAAUCAUGGCCGACAAGAUGGGCUCCUUCACAGAGUUCCUCGAAUUCAUCAUGACCCCCUCGACGCCCGUAAUCCUCAUCGGCGCCGCCAUCGUCCUCCUCUUCCCCAUCCUCCUCCACUACAUCCUCAUCAAAUCAACACCCUACACAACCCUCCCCUCCGUCCUCCUCCUCGGCCCCGCCGGCGCAGGCAAGACCGCCCUCCUCACCCUCUUCGAACGAGGCGACGCCCCCGCGACAACCCACACGAGCCAGCGGCCCCAGACCGUCGAGCUCACGGCCUCGCGCGAUAGCAAGACAGCCCAGAGCUUCCGCAACCACGAAGACACGAGCGGCACACACACCAAGUUCCUCCUCGUCGAUACACCCGGCCACGGAAAGCUUCGCAACUACGCACUCGGCAAACUCGCCAGCGGUGCCGGUGGCGGUAGCGGCAGCAAGAACUCCAAGCUCAAGGCCAUCGUCUUCAUGGUCGACGCUGCCGCUAUCGGAGAGAACGAGGCUCUUGCGCCCACGGCGAGCUACCUGUACGAAGUCCUCCUCGGCCUGCAGAAGCGCGCCGCGUCAAGCAAGUCGUCUAAGCCGCCCCCGCCUAUCCCCGUCCUCGUUGCCGCCAACAAGACGGAUCUGUUCACGGCGCUGCCUGGCGCGCUGGUCAAGUCGAACCUCGAGGCUGAAAUUACGCGGAUACGGUCGUCGCGCAGCAAGGGCCUAUUGGACUCCGGUGUCGGCAUUGACGAUGUUGGUUCGGAGGAGAAUGAUGAUUGGUUAGGCGCGUAUGGCACGGAGAAGUUUACCUUUGAUCAGCUGCGCGAAUUUGAUGUGGAUGUGGACGUUAUCGCGGGCAAUGUUACUGGAAGCGCGACGGGCCCCGAUAAGUGGUGGUCUUGGAUCGCCCAGCGGAUAUAAGGUAGUGAGUAUCGCAGCAGGGGGGGCACUUAAUAAUAAAGGCACAUAAUAGUUCGAUGA
Messenger RNA from Colletotrichum godetiae, 1159 nucleotides. RefSeq names its product signal recognition particle receptor beta subunit. The coding region runs from base 197 to 1099 and encodes 300 amino acids. The record is from RefSeq and is a predicted model, not a curated record. Lineage: Eukaryota; Fungi; Ascomycota; Sordariomycetes; Glomerellales; Glomerellaceae. The transcript has a single exon.